GACAAAGAUCACUCGCGCUCCGCUGCAUCGCCCCAAGGACAAUGCCCGGGUCUCCCACACUGCUCCUCCUGCUCAGCCUGGGGCUCUGCUGCACCGAUGCUCAGGGACAGACGGAUGCAGUGGCGGACAGGUUCCUCAACAGGAAUAUGAAGCAUCCCCAGGAGGGACAGCAACUGGAGCUGGAGUGCCCACCUUAUGACAGGGAUAAACCUAUCUUCUGGAUACGUCUAGAUAAGUUUGGGAACAUCCACUUUCUCGUCUCCAGUACCCCUGUUUCCGUCCAGGGGAUGGCAUUCUAUGGGAGUAAGGGAACAUCUUCACAGUUUGAUACAUGGUGGAGAGGCAACACCAAUCUGCUGGUGGUAAAGAACUUCACAACCCAGGAUGAGGGGACCUAUUUCUGCAUCAGCUACACCAACCAGGUGCUGCACUUCAGCUCUGGACAACCCACUUUCUUCCCAGUCACAACUAAAGCGGCACCCACCACACUUGCAACCACCACCCCCAGCAGCCAGGUCACCAAGAAGGACAAUUCACAACAGAGUCCAGAUGCAGCAGAGCACAUCACACUCAGUGAUUCACACGGAGCAGCCAGGUCACCACAAAGAACAGCUCACAGCAGGGCCGAGAUGCAGGAACAAACAGCAAGAAUACACUGCAUUUCUGCUAUGAUGUGGUCAUGCGGGUUAACCUGGCUGGUGCCUGCCUCCUGCUCCUCACUGCCAUAACCAUCACCAUCACGCACUGCCAAAGUUGGAUCAAUAUUUCUCAAUCUAUUCUGCACUCUCAGACAAUAACUGAAAACUUAGAAACUUCAUUCCAUCAGACUGUAUUGCCUCUACCAUCCCGAAAUACAUAAAUCAGGGAUGGAAGAAGCAGAACCCAAAGCACUGUGUAAUAACAGGAGAAACAUGCUUUAGUACGGGUCUUGCAAGUGUCCAAAUGCCAACACUCGCAGCAGCAGCUUGAGCUACAGCCAAACUACCUCCCACCUCCUGUUGAAACAAAGCUUACGAUUGGAGAGGAAAUUCUGAAACUUUCACUCAGCUUUCAGUAUCGCCUUACCAAAGAGAUCACAUCUUAGAAAUGCGCAAAAGAGAUGGAUGAUCAAAUCCAACCACGUCUCACACUCCACCGUCACUUGCAGGACCAAGCUCACCGUAAGCAAGCAGCGCUGCAUCGCUGCUCAGCAGAAGGCACACAGGCAUCCUCCUCAAGCACCGCACUGAUCCCAUCAGCAACACACAUAGCUGCCCUGAUGGAGCGCGGGCAUUUGGCUGAUCCUUCUCUGCCCAUUCAUCAAUCACACCCAAAACUCUGCUCUCAGACCCCAACCCACAUCUCACUUCUGAAGUCUUCCCAAUUAAACACUUCUAAUUCUUAACGCUCACAGUGUGUCCUAUGCUUUCACUCAAAGUUAUCAUGGGGACAGAGGGACCGAACAUGCUACAACCAACACCACGAUCGCUUCAAAAUAAAAGAAACCCACUCCCAACUAUAUUGACAUAUAAUUGUCUGUCUGGCCAGGGAUCCAUGGUGGGAAGUCUCUCCCAGCUUUUCCAAAUGAAAUCAACACAGCAAGCACUGAGAUCAUUCAUCUCAAACUCACGUCCUCCUG
Messenger RNA from Gallus gallus (chicken), 1618 nucleotides. Its product is annotated as T-cell surface glycoprotein CD8 alpha chain-like. The coding region runs from base 42 to 728 and encodes 228 amino acids. Lineage: Eukaryota; Metazoa; Chordata; Aves; Galliformes; Phasianidae. The record is from RefSeq and is a predicted model, not a curated record. The transcript has 6 exons.